Macrosiphum euphorbiae (potato aphid) is the source of this 1872-nucleotide messenger RNA. NCBI's taxonomy places the organism in Eukaryota, Metazoa, Arthropoda, Insecta, Hemiptera, Aphididae. The record is from the annotation of a GenBank genome assembly.
AUGUUUUCAAAAUCAUUUAAGCUGAUAUUAUUGUGUUUAACUAUAAUUUUUAAUGAAUGUGCAACUCUAACAACAUCGACAAAUUCAGGAUAUCCACCUUUAUUUGAAUCAACAUUGGAGUACUUGGGAGAGACUUUACAAUGGGAGUCAAAAGAACCCAAGGAUGUGAUCAAUAUUUUCUCGGAAUACGACUUUGUCGUAGUCGGUGCUGGAAGUGCUGGAUCAGUAGUCGCUAGUAGAUUGUCUGAAAUUAAAAAAUGGAAAGUGUUAUUAAUCGAAGCUGGAACAAACGCAAUACAUUUUAUGGACGUACCCAUAACAGCGCAAUUGUUGCAAGCUUCAGAAUACAACUGGAAGUAUAGGACUAUACCGAUGAAUUCUUCUUGUUUAAGUUUCGAAAACCAACGGUGUAAAUUUCCCAGAGGAAAAGUAAUGGGCGGUAGCAGUAUGCUGAAUUACAUGAUAUACACACGUGGUAAUAAAAGGGACUAUGAUAAUUGGGAGAAAAUGGGAAAUACAGGAUGGAACAACGACAACGUGUUGAAGUAUUUUAUGAAAUCGGAAAAUGCAAAUCUAUCUACUACUGAGAUGAAUUACCAUGGGUAUAAUGGAUUGUUGUCGGUGACCGACGUGCCAUAUAGGACGCCCAUAGCGGAUGCUUUUGUGGACGCUGGAUCACAGAUCGGAAUGCCUGUCAUCGACCUGAACGGUGAAAAACAAAUCGGGAUUAAUUAUAUACAGGCUACAAUGAAGAACGGUCGUCGUUUUAGUACAAAUACAGCUUUUUUAUUUCCAGCAAGAAUGAGAUCGAACUUACACGUUAAAAAGCACAGCACUGUAACACGAAUAAUAAUAGAAAAAAGUACAAAAAAAACGAUAGGAGUAGAAUUUGUAUCAAAUCAUAAAAAAUAUAGAGUAUUCGUUCGCAAAGAAGUAAUUGUUUCUGGUGGAUCCAUAAACUCGCCACAGUUACUCAUGUUAUCGGGAAUCGGACCGAAAGAACACUUGAACGAUUUAAAAAUUCCAUUGAUAAAAAACUUGCCAGUUGGGGAAAAUUUGAUGGAUCACGUGGCACUGGGAGGUUUGAGCGCUUUGAUAAAUGAUACUAUUUCAUUGAAAACAGAACGAUUACUGAAGAAUCCGUUACAUAUGCAUGAUUACAUCCAAAACUAUAAUGGUCCGUAUACAAUACCAGGUGCUGCGGAAGCCUUGGCGUUUUUCGAUUUAGACCACCCGAGAUCCGCAGACGGACACCCGAACUUAGAAUUACUAUUAAUUUCGGGUCUAUUUUCGGACAACCAAUACACUCAUAAACUGUUUGGUUUGAAAUCAGAAAUUUAUAAUAAAGUGUACAAGAGAACCGAAAAUAUGGAUGGCUUUACGGUGUUUCCAAUGAUUAUGCGACCGAAAAGUAAAGGCCGAUUGUGGCUAAAAGACGCGAAUCCGUCCCAUUAUCCACUGAUCGAUCCCAAUUACUUUUCUGACGAGACGGACUUGGAUGUGGCCGUAGCCGGAGUACGGAUUUUCCAACAAAUGUUGAAAACCGACGCGAUGCGGAAGCUCAACGCCACGUUAUUCGACACCCCGUUGCCCGCUUGCGAACGACACAAAUUCGACUCGGACGCGUACUGGAAAUGCUCCGCGAGACAGAUAAGUUUUACUAUCUAUCACUUGUCGGGCACUUGCAAAAUGGGACCUGUGGGUGACCCCACGGCCGUGGUCGACCCCAGAUUGCGUGUACACGGCAUAAGCGGAUUGAGAGUCAUCGACGCUUCCGUCAUGCCGGAAAUACCGGCAGCACACAUCAACGCUCCGACGAUUAUGAUCGGCGAAAAGGGCGCGGACAUGAUUAAAGCAAGACUGGGGUAUUAG